Molecule: messenger RNA, 843 nt
Organism: Staurois parvus
Lineage: Eukaryota; Metazoa; Chordata; Amphibia; Anura; Ranidae
Source: the annotation of a GenBank genome assembly
AUGGCGUCUCCUGAGGUGUUCGAGGAUUCCAGCUCCGGGGAGGCCUGUUCAGGGGGGUGCGGGGACAUCGUGGACUUUCUGCUGGAGCAGCGGCCCGAGGAGGAUGAGCUGAGCGCUCACUUCGAGCAGGCCGCCAAACACGCCCAGAACCUGGCACAUGUGGCCACCACAGAGCAACUCCUCUACCUGUAUGCCAGGUACAAACAGGUGAAGGUUGGGAAAUGCACUACUUCAAAGCCAGGUUUCUUCGAUUAUGAAGGCAAACAAAAAUGGGAUGCAUGGAAGUCACUGGGCGAUUACAGUCGGCAGCAAGCAAUGCAUGAUUAUAUAGAGACUAUAAAAAAGCUUGAUCCAGACUGGACCCCAAAGUCAUUUGAGGAUCCUGUUGAAGAGCACAAGGCAAGCUUCGGUGGACGAGUGGUCAGCUGCCUUUAUCAGGUGCAGGAAACACUUAGGGAUGAAGAUAAAGACAUCUUUGACUACUGCCGGGAGAAUGACAUCUCGCGAAUAUCACAUGCCCUGGCUACAGGGGCAAUUGAGGUGAAUGUGGCAGAUGAUGAGGGUCGCGGCCUCCUCCACUGGGCCUGUGAUAGAGGACACACACAACUAGUGUCUACACUUCUCUUCCAUAAUGCUCACAUAAACAUGCAGGUAAGCAUGCAGGGCUUAUUUACACCGGCAGUGUUGGACAGCAUUGCCAAACCACCUACCAUUGGAAGAAGAUUGCAAUUUGCCUUCUUCCUUUAUGGAUAUAGUUCAUCUAAUUUGAUCUGGAAGCAAAUUGGAUCAUAUUUUGCUGGGUUUUUUGCCUUCUCUGGAUCAACUGUGGGUAUAGGAUUAUAA